This is a messenger RNA of Thamnophis sirtalis, 1464 nucleotides long. It is a transcript of the gene COA7, whose product is annotated as cytochrome c oxidase assembly factor 7. Gene Ontology annotation, cellular component: mitochondrial intermembrane space. The record is from RefSeq and is a predicted model, not a curated record. Gene Ontology annotation, molecular function: protein binding. NCBI's taxonomy places the organism in Eukaryota, Metazoa, Chordata, Lepidosauria, Squamata, Natricidae.
UGGAAGCAUUAUAGCCUGCAACUUGCAUGCCACAGUCUAUGACACACAUGCUUCAUACUGAAAAACAUGCAUAAAAUUGUUUUCAAAUAUGUUGGAAAGAAAUAAUGUAAAAGGGUUUAGGGCUCAGAUCAUCCACAACAGGAUAACUCCAAAAUCAGGAGAGAGUAGGAUUAAAAGAUGAAAAUUGAAAACCCACUAAGCUGGCGAGAAAAAGGAAAUCCGGUGGGGGGUGGGGAGGAAUCUUAGGACAUCCCUGUGGCCUGAGCCUUUUGAUUGGUAGCCUAAGAAGUUCAGAAUUAGAACAACCCAUUUUAACAGCUAUGUAUACAAACUUACAUGAAUGCAAUUAGUAGGUAGUUUCCACUUCCGGAGUAAUUUUACUACUUCCGAGGAGAACUUACAACCACAAUUCAUUGUGGUCCCCUCCAACUUUGUCCCUUCCUGUAAAAUUAUGUAGAGGAAGUUACCCUCCAGAUUGCGUCCAUCCCCGAUUUUCUUCCGGGUAGCAAGAAAGGACGGUGAGAAUUCAAGAACGCUUUCACUUUUUUCCCUACUUUUCCGCGCGAAUCACGCAGGCGGGGUGUGCUUUUCGUUCUCAUUUAUCUUUCUGUCCUGAAGAACAAAUGUCCGGACUGGUCAAUUUCGAAGACGAAGAGGAGGUGAAAGUUUAUUUGGAAAAUCUGGGAAUAGAAUAUAGUUUCCAAUGCUACAAAGAGCACGAUCCUGACGGUUGCCAUCGUUUAGCUGAUUAUCUAGCUGGAAUAAAGGGCAGCUUUGAAGGAGCUGCAAAAGUUCUAAAAGAGAACUGUGAAAAUAAUCUGCACAGUGAGAGCUGCUACAAACUUGGAAAUUACUAUUUGACUGGAAAAGGCGGGCUUCCAAGAGAUGCGAAAACUGCUUACCAAUGUUUUUUGAAAUCUUGUGAAAAAGGUGGGAAGAAAUCCAUCAAUGCUUGUCACAGUGCUGGAUUACUGCUACAAGAUGGACAAGUAAAUAAUGAUGAGAAGCCUAAUGUCCCUUUAGCCAGGGACUAUUAUAGUAAAGCUUGUGACAAUGAUUUCCCCCCCAGCUGUUUCAAUCUAAGUACUAUUUAUCUUCAAGGAGCUCCUGGGAUAUCAAAGGAUAUGAAUCAAGCAUUGCACUAUUCUCUAAAAGCAUGUGACUUAGGACAUAUAUGGGCAUGUGCCAAUGCUAGCCGAAUGUACAAAUUGGGGGAUGGAGUUGAGAAGAAUGAUGCCAAGGCUGAAACCUUAAAGAACAGAGCAGAAACCUUAUACAAAGAACAGAACACAGCUGUAAAUACUUUAACAUUUGGACAGUAAGCCUAAACAAAACUAGUUUGUAAAAAUAUACUUGUUAAAUAGGGCAGGUAUUUAAUCUAGAUGUAUUCUCUUGAAUGUUCAAAACUUGUAAAUGAAAUUUUGUAUAAUUUAUUAUAUAAGGUAAUAAAAUAACUGGAUUUUA